AUGCUUGCGCACAGCAGAACUAAUCUUGCGGCCAAAGCACGUGUCUUUCUGCAAACCUUAGGGCUGCUGGUGUCCUUUCGAGAAGCCCUUAUCGAAUUGUGCCAGUCCGUGGUGAGCAUUCACACCGAUUACGGAACGGAAAGAGGGUUGGCCCGGAUAGCAGAUUACCCGUUGGACACGCUUCUUCCAUAUUUGCACUGCCCUGAGGAGGCAGCGAAUAUCGGUGCUGCAACUUUGGACAAAGGUGAUUUGUUCGAAGAUGGUUCUUUUGAUUCCAAUGCGGGUCGCGAUGUGGAAGUUUUUGCUGUAGAUGCACAGCCCGUGUCCACCAACGUUUCUUUUGAAAGUUCCCUUGAAGGGCCUGACAUGAUGCACAUCAUCCACAAUGCCACCAACAACUUGGGCGAUGUAGUGUCUUCGUACAAUUUUGUGCUUGAUGCUUUGAAGCCAGUAUGCUCCCUUUUGUCAGGGAAGGAGAGCAAGCAGCAGCUCAUUGAGAUGUGUUUCAAUACCCCUGAGACUUUCCCAUAUCAAGACCAGAUAGGUGCCUUCAAUGUCAGUGUCCAUGAAGAACGCUGGAACACCAUUGCCUGUGGCAUUGAAGAGGUGGAUGCUUUAGAGCCUGCGCUGAGAAACCAUUGGAGCCUGUCCCGCUUUCUGGGAAAAGGAGAGGCAGAAUGCUGUGAUCAGAGUGUGCCAGUUCCAAGGCCUUCAGACAAUGCUAGCCCAGAUGCGACUGGCGUUAACCUCAAGGCCGUGGACGACGCUCUAUGCUCUGAUUUAUGGUGGGGUUCGUUGAAAACAUUGAUUCCAAUUGCAAAGAUCCAACGCAAGGCUGUUGAUUUUGUGAAUGGUUGCCCAUGCCAUGCAACUUGUCAUUUGGAUACAAAAGAAAUGGAAGACUUCUGUCGCAGUUGUCCUUUGAGAGGGCGUAGGUGCGCCGAGCUGGCUUCAGGAGAUUUUUUCACAAUGUUGCAAGAACUGUUCGACACAAGCGCUACCCUGCUGGAGCUCCAAUUGCCAAGAGGCUUGUCCCAAGAUGAAGUUAGCCAACUCAUGAAGGACUUUCAAUUGGCAAGGCAGCACCUCAUCAUGACCUACGUGAUGAAACUGAGCUUCUGGCAGGAAGCCCCACAUGUUUUAUGUGGUUUGAGCCAUUGGGAUCCCAAUGUGCGAGUGCGCUGCCUUACCAAAGCACUUGCUUCCAAUUGCAGCCACCCCAAAGUUUUGUGGUUGAAGCGGCCUGAAGCACGGCGAUGUGUUGCAGAGUUCAUUGCCGGUGGUGGGUUGUGGCGGGAUGACAGCCAGCUGGAUCCCUUGAGAGAGUUGGCUCUUGAGUUGAGGCUGAUGUUCACGUCAGCAUGGCGGGUGGAGGGGCAGCAUGCUAGAACAAAGAAGGUUUCGACUCAUGCUCACCAUCAUUCUGCACCAUAUAUCAGCCUUGCUCAUCGUCUGCCCGAGAUCAAAGAACUUUUGCUGACGCGGCCAGAGGUUGCAGGCCAGCUUGCAGAUUUUAUGGGCGAUGUGUCAAACGGAUGCUCUGCUGCAAGACAACUUGGCUUUUCUGAGAAGUUGCUUUGGGAAUGUGGCUGGAUCUCAACAAAGACCUUCGAAAAGAGGAAGGCAGGUUUCAGUGUCAUUUACCAUGAUGAUCCAUAUUGCAAAUACAGCUUGGAGUUGCCUCGAGGUUUGAAACAGAAGCGUGUUUCUGUGCAAGAUUCCGACCUGGCCAGCCCUGACUUGUCUGAUGGAAGCGUUGAGCUCAAGCGAGCGCUAGCUUUGCAGGAUGUGCAGAAAGAAGUGUCCAAUUUUGACCGGGGUACUUUCUUCACCAUGAAGAUGAAUGUUCGGGCGUUGGCAACUCUGCAGUCCAUGCUGUCCCACAAGCGUCAAGCUUUGGAGUUGGAGCCCCAAUCCGCUGUGGAGUGGGAGAUGCAAGCAGGUCAGACGCCACGGGCCGUUGCAGGCCUUUCGGACAAGCUUGGGCUCACAGUUCCUUUGGCUGAUUUGUUGGAAGGUGUGGGAGAUGGGCUGGCCCACGAAUUUGUGGUGGCAUCGGUGUUGCAUGCGCAUCCGAACCGCUUUCACCGCACUCAAGUGGAAGGGGAGUCUUGUUUGUCAGGAGCUUGGGUGGUUCAGCUUCACAGCAUUGUCCAUGUGGAUGUGGGUGGCAAGCAGGUUCUUGCUUCUUUGAGCCCUGUAACUUUGGGGGAUGGGUUCUGCCAGCAUGCGCCUUUUGUUUUGCAGCCACGCCAACUUACAUUGACUGAACUACGCAGCUUGCGUACGUGGGAUGCAGGCGAUGUGGUGCGCCGGUUUGACAACCAGUUCAUGGCUCAAGUUCCCAGGGUUGAUCAGGCUUCUGUGCACACCGUUGUUGAGCUUCUGCUGCGCUCUCCAACGGGCUUGGUCGUGAGGCCAGGUGAGCCACUACAUGAAGAGGCCACUGCUUAUCAGCUUGUGGUUGCUCUUGAGAAAUCUGGCUGGUACCAUGCUGUGAUCACCAACAAGAAGCACAAACUGCUCAAGAAAGAGAAACAUGCUCACGAGAGAGGCGGUAGUGAAAAGAUGUGGUUCACUGUUGAAGGGACGGUGUCUGUAAGCCGCUACUACCUGCUGGCUUUGGCCUAUUUGGUGGGUGUGAUUGCUGGAAAGGACAUCACUGAGGUGCCAUAUGGUGUUCCGGACGCCGCUUACAAGGCUCUGCUAGGCAUGGAGUCUGACAAGAAAACAUUUGAAGGCAGGGGCAUGAAAAGAGCGUUUUUGCAUGUCUCAGAUGACAAUUGGCCAGAACCAAAAAAGCGAGCAGCCACAAGAAAGAAGAAAGCAACUGCUGCUUCAAGUUCCAAAGACAAAGAACUUUGCUUGGAGGAGAAGGCCGCUGAUAGUUGUGAGGGUGAAGGUGAAGGUGAUGACCUUGCUGUGGAGUUGAGCUCUCCAUCUGGCUUGAGCAGUUCAGGUGAAGAAGAGAUUACCGAUUGUAUGGACGACGCACGGGAGGCAGUUUCCCCAAAAAGCAACCCCGCUGUUGAGUCAGAGGUGGCUGCUGCUCCCAGCCGACCUGAGCCAAAGUCAGUCUUCAGAGACGAGUAUGGCUGGAACGUAGACCACAAGAUCACGAAGACGUGUGGCAUAGAUCCUGCUUGUCAAGCUGUCUUGGUGGAGGACCAAACUGCGUGGUGUGAAGCCCAUCAGCAGUAUUGCGUUGUGAACAAGCCUCGUGAAAAGCUGGGUGCCUUAGUCAUCAACAAUGCUGGCAAUUGCUGCCAGGGUUGGAGCUCAGAAGGAAAGCGGGCCCGCAAAGCCCACAAGAGCCAAUACCCGCUUGCCGUGUGGCUUUGUCAACGCAAGCAGCUUGCCUUGGAUGGCCAAGAGGAUUUGUUUUUUCAAGAGUGCACAAGACACUUUGAUGUUGAGUCAUGCCUGGCCGGCCCUUUGAGCAGCAGCCACCAAGUCAUUUCUUUGGUGGUUGGUCCUUCUGAGCUGGGAUGGCCAACUUCGCGGGAUCGAGUUUUGUCUGCAGGCAUUUCUUUGAGGACUUUGGUUUGGGUCGGGCCCACUGACCCUCAGAAGGUUGAGAGAGAGUUCAACUAUUUCUUUCAAAGAAGUUGCCUCCUGUCAGGGGAUGUUUUCUUCCAAGAGGACGAGGCUGUGGUGCAGGAGUGGGUUGACCAGAAGCUUUUGGAAAAAUCACACUUUGGGGCCAAGUUGAGCGGAGAGCGGAUGUGGCGCAAGAUCUUCACUCCAGGGCAAUUGCAACGCCUUGCAGCUUACAGACAGUUGGCUCCUGACCAUGCUGGACUUGAUGGAACUUUCAUAUGCGACCUGGAUCAUUGGCCGCAUUCUCCAGGGCCAGACUACGGGUCCUUCUUUCCGGUGCUGCUCAGGCAUGGUACAAUAGUCAACUUGAACACUAAGAAGAUCGCAAUGCCCAGAGAUAGGUUCUUGGCCCUCGGAUUCCAUGUGUCCGACAAAGUGUCCAAAAAGUUCAGGUGGCCAUUGGCCGACUAUGUACUCAGCCGCAGUGACCGGUGUGUGAAGUCAUUGACCGGAAACUGCCAGUCGCUCCCUUGCCUUUUGGCUUGGUACCUCAAUUUGGAAAGAAGAGAAGUGUGUAAGGUAGAGCGCCCAAUCAAAGUAGAACUGCAACAGAAAGAGGAGAAGAAGAUCAAUGCUCUUCAGUGGCUCGCUGAUGAAUGA
Durusdinium trenchii is the source of this 4200-nucleotide messenger RNA. The record is from the annotation of a GenBank genome assembly. NCBI's taxonomy places the organism in Eukaryota, Dinophyceae, Suessiales, Symbiodiniaceae.